Messenger RNA from Osmerus eperlanus (European smelt), 2199 nucleotides. It is a transcript of the gene vipr1b, whose product is annotated as vasoactive intestinal peptide receptor 1b. Gene Ontology annotation, biological process: adenylate cyclase-modulating G protein-coupled receptor signaling pathway; cell surface receptor signaling pathway. The coding region runs from base 238 to 1581 and encodes 447 amino acids. NCBI's taxonomy places the organism in Eukaryota, Metazoa, Chordata, Actinopteri, Osmeriformes, Osmeridae. Gene Ontology annotation, molecular function: vasoactive intestinal polypeptide receptor activity; G protein-coupled peptide receptor activity; peptide hormone binding. The record is from RefSeq and is a predicted model, not a curated record. The transcript has 13 exons. Gene Ontology annotation, cellular component: plasma membrane.
CAAAGGGCGUGCGCAAGUUAAGGUGAACGCGCACUGCAGCCACUGGCGAAGUUAGACCUGCUAGUGUUGACGGCUUCACGCUAUACACUGACUACUGUGCUGAUGAAAAGUAUUUGGAAAAUCUUAAAGUAGUUCAAUCUAGUUUGAAGACGAUUUUUUUAUUUAUUGAAAUACAAACUCCAGAAAACGGACAAAUUCAAGGGACUUUAACAGUUUCUUUGUCAGAACUCAAAUAACAUGAUGGAUGCCUCUAAAUGCGCGAUUCUUCUACUUUCAAUACACCUCGUGCUGUCUGUGGUGUCCUCCAUGCAGAUGUGUGACGUGGUGAACGAGAUUGAGCAGGAGAAAGAGCACUGCGAGAACAGAACCUCAGGAAAUGUCACAGCAGGUUGCAAAGGGAUGUGGGACUCGAUCGCCUGUUGGCCAUCAGCCAAGUUUGGAGAAGUCGUCACAAUAUUCUGCCCUACUUACUUCAGUUACUUUAGUGAUCAGCAUAAAGUGAAUCUAUCUAAGACCUGCACCACAGCUGGCUGGACAGAGAUGCACCCCAUUGACAUUGCUCUGAACUGUGGGUACGACAUGAACAACACGGGCGAUGACGGAAAAUUCUUCUCGCAAGUGAAGAUUGGUUAUACUAUUGGCCACAGUGUUUCUUUAAUCUCCCUCAUCACAGCUAUCAUCAUACUGUGUAUAUUCAGGAAGCUCCACUGCACCAGGAACUACAUCCACAUGCAUCUUUUCGUGUCGUUCAUCCUGAAAGCCAUUGCUGUUUUCAUCAAGGACGUCAUCCUCUAUGAAGUCGGAGAGGUCGACAACUGUUCCCCCGGAUCCAUGGGCUGCAAGGCAGUGAUAGUCUUCUUCCAGUACUGCAUCAUGGCCAGCUUUUUCUGGCUCCUGGUUGAGGGCCUUUAUCUCCACGCCCUGUUGGCUGUGUCUUUCUUCUCGGAGAGGAAGUACUUCUGGUGCUACAUUCUGAUUGGCUGGGGAGGACCAAUGAUUUUUAUCACGGCUUGGAGCUUUGCCAAGGCUUACUAUAAUGAUGUCGGGUGCUGGGAUAUCAUUGAGAAUACCGAUAUGUUCUGGUGGAUCAUUAAAACGCCCAUACUGGCAUCAAUUCUGAUGAACUUCAUCCUCUUCAUCUGCAUCAUCCGGAUACUUCGCCAGAAGAUUAACUGCCCAGACAUCGGAAGGAACGAGUCUAACCAGUACUCGCGGUUGGCUAAAUCAACUCUUCUGUUGAUUCCCCUAUUUGGGAUCAAUUUCAUCGUGUUUGCCUUCAUCCCAGAGCAGGUGAAGACUGAGCUGCGCCUGGUGUUUGACCUGAUACUAGGAUCCUUCCAGGGCUGCGUGGUGGCCGUCUUGUACUGCUUCCUUAAUGGAGAGGUUCAGGCUGAAAUCAAGAGGAAGUGGAGAAGGUGGCACCUGCAGAGGUACAUGAGCUCUUCGGACACCAAGUACCAGCAUCCUUCCAUGGGCAGCAACGGCACCAAUUUCAGCACCCAGAUCUCCAUGCUGACACGCUCCAGUCCCAAAACACAGCACGCCUCCUCGUACUGCCAGGAUGAUUCCUCCAUCAUCUGAACGCACACGCAGGACUCACACGCACACAGAAAUGCUGACAAGCACACGCGCAGAUAUACCAUCUCUCUCUUUCUCCAUCUCACGUUCACUCUCUCUCUCUGUCUCCUCACACACACACACACACACACACACACACACACACACACACGAAUGACUUAUAAAGAAUGUGAAAGCACUAGUUCCCUGAACUAGUGCUUUCACUAGAGAGCUAAGAGAUACUAUUCCAGACUAAACCAAUGAGUAUCUUCUCUCUGUUUAAAAGUCUUGCUAGUUGGUUACUUGACUGUGCAGGCAGGGUAACAUCUUAGGAACCCUUCUUGUCGGAGUACCUAGAAUGUGGUAUUUCAUACCAAGAAAACAAGGGACUAGAACACUCUCAGUUUUGGUUCCCUGGGCCCGUGGCUGGAGGACAUUAGAAGGACUGCUGAAAUUCACAAACGAGCGGAGGACAAAGCCAACCCAAUCCAGGACAAGGACAAGAGCUCAUAUCUGUUUUAUGUCUGGAAGGAUAUUAAUCUGUGAAAUAUGUAAAUGAUCUGCUCUUAUUAUCUGUCCCCAUGAUGCAGUGUGCUCUGUUAUGGUAUGUUAUCUAUUAUGGUCCCUCCCCCUUUGCUUUCC